Hylaeus anthracinus is the source of this 2809-nucleotide messenger RNA. Its product is annotated as organic cation transporter protein-like. Gene Ontology annotation, cellular component: membrane. The transcript has 10 exons. The record is from RefSeq and is a predicted model, not a curated record. Gene Ontology annotation, biological process: transmembrane transport. Lineage: Eukaryota; Metazoa; Arthropoda; Insecta; Hymenoptera; Colletidae. Gene Ontology annotation, molecular function: transmembrane transporter activity. Bases 717 to 2327 code for a protein of 536 amino acids.
UCGAGUCAGUCGCACGAUCGGGCGAGUAGCGAGUCAGUUUCGCACGAGCAACACGCGCGAGCAAACGCUUUCCUCGCAUUUUAUUCGAUCGUCGUAACUCGCGCACGACACAUGGGCGACGCAGUGCCACUCCACUCUCGGAAAAUUUAAACAGAAUUCGUUAAAUUGGGAAACAAUCGACUCGCAGUCCCGAACACGAGUACAGACACCGAUUGUUCUCCGAUCCCGCGUGCCAAAAUCUCCGCGAUCCCCAUUUUAAAUUCGAUCUUUCUCAAUCUCUCUUUUCCUAUUUCUUUACCUUCGAACGACCAUUGUUGCAGGAGUUUUUAAGAACAGACGGUUCUUUUUUUUUUUUUUUUUAUGAAAUUUGAUUCCAAUGUAAUUUAUUUGGUGGAUCGAAGUACUACUCGAAUGAAAGAUCGAACGAUCGAACGGUUUUCGAGGUACUACAGUUUGGCGGGAAACAAUCGGCGGUGGUUCCUUGGUAUCUAACGAAUUAUGCAUUAAAUUGAUUCGAACACCUGACGGUACACGAGGUGCGACGGAAAAGUGGAGUGAAUCUCGGCGGUCGUGUGUAUGUGUGUGUAUGUGUGAGUGAUCGAGAGAAAAUCACGCGGAACAUCCGUUCGCGGUACGAGAAAGAGAUAACACUAUAACGAACAUAAAACGUGAACGUAUCGCAAAGAAACGAAAUAGCUGCACAGCCAGGCAGUGCUAUGAAGAAUACGCAAACCAACAAUUAUGCGGGCGUGAACGGUAAGCAAGUCUCGAAUGGAAAGGAAGAAAUCGCCGACAACGAGGAUGAGGUCGAUGCCGUGCAGGAAGCAAUCGGGACCCUUGGAAGAUGGCAGAUCUACGUCUGCCUGGCAAUCUCCCUGGUCAAGUUCCCGAUCGCUUGGCAUCAGCUCGCGAUCGUCUUCAUGGCGCCGCAUCAAGAGUACAACUGCACCGCGCCAGCUCGAUCAGAAUCGACCGACCAGUGCCUAGUCAAUGUCAAUGGUACUUUGGCAGAGUGCACGGAGUGGGUGUACGACAGGAGCACGUUCUCCGAGACGAUAAUAUCGCAGUGGAACUUAGUAUGCAGUCGAUCGCAUUACGCCAAUAUCCAGCAAUCUAUUUUGAUGUUCGGCGUACUUUUGGGCAAUAUUAUAUUCGGCAAUCUAGCAGAUAGGUAUGGCAGGAAGAUGCCGUUGAUGGUAGCCGUAGUUCUUCAAUUGGUUUCCGGUGUUGGAUGCGCUGUCGUGCCCUGGUUUCCGGCACUGUUGUUAAUGAAAUUACUUAGCGCCUUGGCCACUGGAGGUACAAUGGUCACUAGUUAUGUUAUCUGUAUGGAGAUCGUUGGUACAAAAUGGCGCGCGGCCAUCACGGUACUUUACCAAAUUCCAUUCAGCCUGGGUCACAUGUCGCUGGCCGGACUUGCAUUUUUCUUCCGUCAUUGGCAACACCUGCAAAUCGCGAUCACUCUUCCUUCCGUCAUUCUUCUGGGUUACUGGUGGAUCGUACCUGAAUCACCAAGAUGGCUGCUAGCUUUCGGGAAGCAACGGGCGGCUUGCACGGUUCUGCAAAAGGCUGCCAAUAUAAAUAAGAUAAAAAAUAAGGACAUUCCAGAGUUGGUCAGGCAGCACUGUUUGCAUCAAAACUCCAGGCGAUCAGAAUCGGACAACAAAGCAUCGUUCCUCGAUCUGCUCCGCACUCCAAAUAUGAGGAUCAAAUCCUUGUCGAUUUUCUUUAAUUGGAUCGUCUGCGGCAUGGGACUUUUCGGAAUGUCGCAGUACAUAGGACAAGUCGGCGGCGAUAUUUUCGUAAAUUUCACUGUCUCUGGCGUGAUACAGAUACCUGGAAACUUCGUCGCCUGGUGGUCGAUGAAUCGAUUGGGCAGAAAGAUUACGUUGAUCGCCAGCAACUCGAUCACCGGUGUCGCUGCUCUUCUACUUAUUGUGAUUUCAGACAAUAUGGCGUGGCUUCGAUUGGUUCUAGUCUGUUUUGGCAUCGUUGGCAUGUCAGUCUCCUUCACGACCGUUUACCUGUUUUCUGGUGAAUUGUUCCCCACGGUUGUUAGAAAUAUUGGCGUGGGCACCAGCAGCAUGUGCGCGAGAAUAGGCUCCAUCACGGCGCCGUUUGUGGUGUCUCUGGGUCAAGUACAAGCGUGGCUGCCGCCGGCGUUUUUUGGAAUCCUGCCACUCAUCGGCGCCGCUCUGUGUCUUUUGUUGCCAGAAACUGUUGGAUGCACGCUUCCGGAGACUCUUCAAGACGGCGAAGACUUUGGAAAGAAGCCACGCAAGAUAAAGAAGAAUCCGAAGGACGUCGAAGCGGAGGCGGCGCUUUGAACGAAAACUGCACCAAACGCGAAAGAGUGCUUGGUAAAAGUUUGAGAACGGAAAAAGAUGACGGAAAAAUGUUGAAAUUGAGAACAUCGAUUUUCCUAGAUUAAUUAGAUGUACAUAUAAGUAAUACUGAGAUCAUUCCGCGUUUUUAUUUAUUGCAUUACAUCCUCAAUUUUAUUGAUAUUAGUAGAAUCGUUGUUUCUCUUCAUACACGUGAAACGUUUCUUUACAGAAUAUCAAUUUCAUAUUCAAACGAAUUUUUUUGUACAUUCGUGCCCGACGAAUUCAAUCGACAGAUUUACGCACGAUUGUGAAAUCAGGUAGGAAUACUGUCAGAAAUUUCGAUUCGUUCAGAAAAUAUUCUUGACAUCGACCUUAUGCGAAGAAUUGAAGAAAAAAUGUUACCUACUGCCAAAUAACAGUUUUAAGGGAAGUGCCUUGUACCAUUUGUAUGCGAAUGCAUAAAUAGAUCUUAUAUUUUAUAA